AUGAUGCUUUUCGCACAAGAUGUUAUAGUACCAACAUCUUUUAAUCCGAAUCCAAACAUUCCAGGACAUAAUAGGAGGCUACGAAGGGUUUUCAAAGGAGCAGUUGGUGCACUUGAUGGCACUUUGAUACAUGCUGUUGUCCCUGCUAAGAAACAAGACUUAUAUAGAAGUAGGGGAAAGGGAGAUUGCUACCAAAACAUAUUGGCAAUUUGUGACUUCAAUAUGAUUUUUACAUUUGUUGUGACCGGGUGGGAAGGGGUAGCGCAUGACUCUAGAAUAUUAUCAGAAGCAGUAGCCGAUCCACAAGCAUCAUUCCCGUUUCCACCACCAGACAAAUAUUAUCUUUGUGAUGCCGCGUAUUGGCUUGGAGAUUUUCGUCAAAGACGUGCAUUGACCAAUAAAGAAAAAUUUAACCAUGGACAUGCAAAACUUCGGAAUGUCAUUGAGCGUGCUUUUGGUGUUUUGAAAGCACGCUUCCCUAUAUUGAAGAGGAUGGCACCAUUCCCGUUUGUGACACAAAGAAACAUUGCCAUGGCAUGCUUCGCACUUCAUAAUUAUAUAAGGAAAGAAGGAUUGAGUGAUGAGUAUUUCGCACGAUACGAUGAACCCAAUGUCCCGUUUCGAAAUAACAAUGUGGCCAUUGAUGAUGAUGAAGACGGGAUUCCAACACAUGUUACUGCAGCAGACCGUGAAUAUAUGACUCAGUUACAUGAUGAAAUUGCUGAUCAGUUGAUGCACAAUAUAGAUUGA
Messenger RNA from Lactuca sativa (garden lettuce), 750 nucleotides. RefSeq lists its product as uncharacterized. The record is from RefSeq and is a predicted model, not a curated record. NCBI's taxonomy places the organism in Eukaryota, Viridiplantae, Streptophyta, Magnoliopsida, Asterales, Asteraceae.